UUACAAUUAGAUAGCAUGUUGUUCUCUUCUUCUCUCAUUAGGAGACGAGUCUUAUUUUGGUAAUAUUUCUAAUUACUACUAAUUCACUCCCCGAAUUUCCCUUCACUCGACUGUUUUUAUCUGAUCUGAAGCAAUCAACCAAAACCCAGACGUGCCUUUGCGCAACAAGCAACUAUUAGAUCUUCUGCAUAAAUUCCAAAACCUGAAAAAAAAUCCCAUUCCAUGAUUAUUGUUUUCUUUUUGUACCGUAAGAUCCCGAAAGGCUUGUAAUUUUACUGAACCGGAAGUUAGAGCUGCGAAAGGGGAAGAAACCCAUUUGUUUAACCCAAUUUUUUUUUAAUUGUUGAAGCGGUAUAUAAUGAGAUUGUGAUAGCUUGAAUUUUGGGGUUCUUCUGGGAGGGGUUUAGAUGGCGCCGUCGGAGGUGGUCGUGGCUACUGCGAUGUCGGGUUCGUACAAGGGGAUGUCAUCUGACAACAUAAAAGGGUUGGUGCUGGCAUUGUCGUCCAGCUUCUUCAUUGGUGCCAGCUUCAUUGUUAAGAAAAAGGGAUUAAAGAAAGCCGGCUCCGCUGGCAUUAGGGCGGGGGUUGGAGGAUAUUCAUACCUAUACGAGCCACUAUGGUGGGUGGGCAUGAUAACAAUGAUUGUUGGAGAAAUUGCCAAUUUUGCAGCUUAUGCAUUUGCACCAGCCAUUCUGGUCACUCCUCUUGGUGCGCUCAGUAUUAUCAUCAGCGCUGUACUAGCACACAUUAUUUUACGAGAGAAGCUACACAUUUUUGGAAUUCUUGGUUGUGCUUUAUGCGUUGUGGGUUCCACCACAAUUGUUCUACAUGCUCCACAGGAACGUGAGAUUGAAUCUGUGAAAGAAGUAUGGGAUCUUGCUACUGAGCCAGCUUUUCUCUUUUAUGCAGCUCUGGUGAUAGCAGUUGUUUUAAUCCUAAUAUUUCACUAUAUCCCACAAUUUGGACAGACGCAUAUAAUGUUCUACAUCAGUGUUUGCUCACUAGUUGGUUCUUUAUCGGUCAUGAGUGUCAAAGCACUUGGAAUUGCAUUGAAGGUAACAUUAUCAGGAAUGAACCAGCUGAUAUAUCCGCAGACAUGGACCUUUGCCUUGGUUGUCACUGUUUGUGUACUUACCCAAAUGAAUUACUUGAACAAGGCUCUUGACACAUUCAACACUGCUGUGGUUUCACCAAUUUACUAUGUUAUGUUCACGUCCUUGACUAUAUUGGCAAGUGUAAUCAUGUUCAAGGAUUGGGAUAGACAGAAUCCUACCCAGAUUGUCACCGAAAUGUGUGGGUUUGUGACAAUCCUUUCUGGAACUUUUCUCCUCCAUAAAACAAAAGACAUGGCUGAUGGUUCGACAGUCGUGCCUUUGCGACUUCCCAAACAUGGUGAUGAGGAAGAUGGUUUUGGUCAAGAAGGUAUCCCACUAAAACGGCAGGAAUCCUCGAGAGCAGCAUAACCGCUUCUAUUUUGGUCGAGCCUGCAGUCCCUCAAAAACAAUAUCUUUGGGAAAGAGCGACCCCUGUAAUUGUAUUGUAUCAAAUACUGGUCAUAUACUCAAGAACCUUUUUGUAUACAGUAGGAAGGAAAGAAUGAGUUGUUUCUUGAAAACUACUAUUUCCAGUCAGCAGUCGAAUUUUUUUUUUUUUUUUUUUAUCUGCUGUAGAAGUAUUGGAGCGGUACCAAGGCUCAACAGAUAACUUCAAGUCAAAAACCAGCUUCAUGGUACUUCACAUUCCACGAGUCCCUUGUAGUUUACCAGAUAAUAAGUCGAUCAUUCCCGGCCCACCAAGCAAAACCGGUGGUAUCUCA
Olea europaea var. sylvestris is the source of this 1816-nucleotide messenger RNA. Its product is annotated as probable magnesium transporter NIPA4. Gene Ontology annotation, molecular function: magnesium ion transmembrane transporter activity. The record is from RefSeq and is a predicted model, not a curated record. Gene Ontology annotation, cellular component: membrane. Gene Ontology annotation, biological process: magnesium ion transport. Lineage: Eukaryota; Viridiplantae; Streptophyta; Magnoliopsida; Lamiales; Oleaceae. Bases 408 to 1463 code for a protein of 351 amino acids. The transcript has 9 exons.